AUGAACAUCUCUUCUAUGUUAUCAUCAGAUAAUAAUGUGUCGUUGAAAGAGUCGAUGACAACGGCAACUGAUCAACAGCAACAACAGCAGGCGGAACUGGUGGAUCAUGCAUCAAUCAAUGGAAAUGGACAAACAUCAGUGCUGGCAGUGAAUAAUGUUCAAGAGAACCAUCUAUCAGAAUUUCAUUCACUGAACCAACAACAUUCCAGUAUACCUCCUGUUGGAACUACUGUGGAACACGCCACCACAACCACCACAACCGCAACUAACCAUCAACCAGUUAAUCUGUCACCUUUGAAACAUUCUGUUGAUGAAAAUUCCAAUCCUACUACCAUAUCCUCAUUGAAAAAAGACACAAACUCUAUUAUUGCUAGUAUACUACCAGAAAGUUAUCAAUUUGAUAAUUCAUAUACACCUACAAUAGAUCAAAAAUACAAAUCAGUAUUUGAAUCCAAUAUAAAUGUCAUUAAUCAAUUAGAUCAAUACCAACAAAUGGGUCAUCAUUUGAAAUUAAUGAAAUUUGAUGAAGUUAAAUUGAACAAUUAUCUUAUUAAUACUGGUCAAUUUGCUUCAAAUUAUAUUGAUAGAGUUGUUGCUGAAGAUAUAUCUUCAAGAAAUAAUAAAAUUAGUGAAACUAAUAAAAAUAAAGAGUUAAUUGCUAUUGAUUAUUCGAAACCAUUACAUCAUAAUAGUACUAGAGGUAAAGAAUUUAAAUGGGGUUCAACAAGGAAAAUUCAUAAAGUUGAACACAAAUCAAGAAGAAGAAAACCUGCUGCUACAACCAGUACUACAGAUGAUUCAAAUAAAGCUGUUGCUGCUGCUGCAAAUGGUACAAAAGAUCAUAGUGCUACAGCAGGAACCACUGCCUCUGCCAAUGGUUCUGAUACACCUGAUCGCCGUCAUCAACGUCAAUCUUCAAAACCUUCAACUCCUAUUUUGAUAAAACCAAAGACUGAACCUGGUAAAGGACUGCCUGAAAUACAACCAAGAAGAAGUAGUCGUCCUAAAGUGAAAAGAAAGGCAUUUGAAGAUGAAUUAGAAACUGCUGACAAGCAAUCAUCUACUCAACAAGUAAAGAAAUCACAAGAAUCGACUGGUAGAGAUCAUAAACGUGUCAAGAUUGAGAAUAAACAGGAAGAACAGCAACAGCAUCAACAGCAGCAGCAAGCAGAUGAAGAAGACGAAGCUGAAGCAGAAGCAGAAGCAGAACAAAAGCCUAAAUCUGGUGCAUUAUCAGAAGCUGCUGCUGCAGGUAUGACUGCUAAAGAAUUUAAAGCCUUUAUGAGACAAUAUGAUAAUACAUAUAUUGCCAUUUGGAAAGAUUUGUCGAGAAAAGAUGGACCGAAAGGAAGUAGGCUGAUGCAACAAGCUACUCAAGGUAGACUUAUUAAUCUUAGAAAGACGGCAUUAUUGGCUGCUAGAGAAGCUAAAAGAUGGCAAUUGAAAAAUACCAAGAAUCAAAAAGAUCUUACUACUAAAGCCAGAAGAGCCAUGAGAGAAAUGUUUAAUUUCUGGAAACGAAAUGAAAGACUCGAACGUGAUUUGAAGAAGAAACAUGAAAAGGAAUUAUUAGAUAAAGCCAAAAAAGAGGAAGAAGAAAGAGAAGCCAAAAGACAACUGAGAAAAUUAAAUUUCUUAAUUACUCAAACCGAAUUAUAUUCACAUUUCAUUGGUAAAAAAAUUAAAACUGAUGAACUUGAAGGUACUAAUGCUGAUGAUAAUUUGAAAUCAAACACCAAAGAACAUUUGGAUAAAUAUGCUGAUGUUGAUGGAUCUGCCACUCAUGAUAUUAAUGCUGUUGAUUUUGAUAAUGAUGAUGAAGAAGCAUUACGCAGAAUGGCAGCCCAAAAUGCACAAAAUGCUCUUAUUGAAGUGCAAAAUAAGGCUAAACAAUUUGAUAAUAGUGAAGAAUCAUUCAAAAAUCCUGACACCAAUGGUGAAGAAAUGAAUUUCCAGAAUCCAACCUUAUUAGGAGAUAUCACUAUACCUCAACCAAAUAUGUUGAAAUGUACUUUGAAAGAAUAUCAAUUGAAAGGUUUGAAUUGGUUAGCAAACUUGUAUGAACAAGGUAUCAAUGGUAUUUUGGCUGAUGAGAUGGGUUUAGGUAAAACCGUUCAAAGUAUAUCGGUAUUGGCAUAUUUAGCUGAAACUUAUAAUAUGUGGGGUCCAUUUUUGGUGGUGACUCCAGCAUCAACAUUGCAUAAUUGGCAACAAGAAAUUACGAAAUUUGUUCCUGAAUUUAAAGUAUUACCAUAUUGGGGGAAUGCUAAAGAUCGAAAAAUUUUACGUAAAUUUUGGGAUAGGAAAAGUCUUCGAUACGAUAAGGAUUCACCAUUCCAUGUUUUAGUUACAUCUUAUCAAUUGAUUGUUGCUGAUAUUGCUUAUUUCCAAAAAAUGAAAUGGCAAUAUAUGAUUUUAGAUGAAGCUCAAGCUAUUAAAUCAUCGUCUUCAUCAAGAUGGAAAUCCCUUUUGAAUUUAACUUGUCGUAAUAGAUUAUUAUUGACGGGUACUCCAAUUCAAAAUUCCAUGCAAGAAUUAUGGGCUCUUUUACAUUUCAUUAUGCCGUCAAUUUUCGAUUCUCAUGAUGAAUUUAGUGAUUGGUUUGCUAAAGAUAUUGAAAGUCAUGCACAAUCCAAUACCAGUUUAGAUGAACAACAAUUACGAAGAUUACAUAUGAUUUUGAAACCAUUUAUGUUGAGAAGAAUCAAGAAGAAUGUACAAAGUGAAUUAGGUGAUAAAGUUGAAAUUGAUGUUUAUUGUGAUUUAACAACAAGACAAAAGAAACUUUAUCAACAAUUGAGAUCACAAAUUUCUAUGCUGGAUACUGAUUUACUUGAACUUGAAUCUAAUUCUACUAGUUCUGAUAGUUCAUUAGCUAAUUUAGUGAUGCAAUUUAGAAAAGUUUGUAAUCAUCCUGAUUUAUUUGAACGUGCUGAUGUCAAUUCACCAUUUUCAUUUGGGAAAUUUGCUGAAACAGGUUCAUUUUUAAGAGAAACUAAUGAAUUGGAUGUAAAUUAUUCAACGGAAAAUAUUGUCCAAUAUGAUUUACCUCGAUUAAUUUAUGAUGAACUAUUAACCCCAAAUUAUAACAAACUGAUUCGUGAUUCCAUUUAUUCCAAAUUUAGUAUUUAUAAUCCCGAAAAUAUGAAUGCAACGGGUUGGUUACAAGGUAUAAAUGUUUCUCCUAAUGAAUUGAAACAUUAUUCUCAAAUGGAUAUACUUUCAAGAGCUAUUGAAAUGCAAAAUAAACCAACUGAAACUGAAAAACUAGAAAGAAUAAAUUAUCUUUAUGAAGGUGAUUACAUUCCUAAAAAUAAAAAAUUACUAAUCACCGAUCAUAGUACCAGUACCAAUAGCAGUUUUAUUUCAAAUUCGUUGGUGUUUUCUGAUCUUGUUUCUAUUAAGGAGAAAGUUGGUGAAGAUAUGUAUUUGAAUAAAUUAGAACCAGCAGUGACACCCAUUGCAUCUGCUCCGCCAAUCACUGUGAAUUGUUCAUCAAUGAAUUUUACCAAUAAGAUGAAUAAUACAUUAUUUGAUUCCAAUAUAAGAUCAUCAUUAAUACCAUUAUCAUUAUCUACUGAAUUAAAAUUAAUGAAAGAUCAAAUCCCAUUAGAACAAUAUCCAAAAUCAAACAUGUUACCCAUGCCAAUAUUUGAUUAUUCCAAUAUUCGUAUGCCAUCAAUGGAUAGAUUUAUAGCUGAAUCAGGGAAAUUAGCCAAAUUAGAUGAAUUAUUAAUUGAUUUGAAACGAGGAGGUCAUAGAAUUUUAAUUUAUUUUCAAAUGACAAGAAUGAUGCAAAUUUUUGAAGAAUAUUUAGCUUAUAAAAGUUAUAAAUAUAUUCGAUUAGAUGGAUCAACAACAAUUGAAUCAAGAAGAGAAAUGGUUCAAGCAUGGCAAACCAACCCCGAAAUAUUUAUAUUUAUGUUAUCAACAAGAGCUGGUGGUUUAGGACUUAAUUUAACUAGUGCCGAUACGGUGAUAUUUUAUGAUAGUGAUUGGAAUCCAACUAUUGAUAGUCAAGCGAUGGAUAGAGCUCAUAGAAUUGGUCAAACUAAACAAGUUAAAGUAUUUAGAUUGGUUACUAGAAAUACUAUUGAACAAAAAAUUCUUGAACGUGCUAAAGAAAAGGAAGAAAUUCAAAAACUUGUCGUUGGUAAUAUGUAA
Candida albicans SC5314 is the source of this 4164-nucleotide messenger RNA. Its product is annotated as chromatin-remodeling ATPase. The record is from RefSeq and is a predicted model, not a curated record. NCBI's taxonomy places the organism in Eukaryota, Fungi, Ascomycota, Pichiomycetes, Serinales, Debaryomycetaceae. The transcript has a single exon. Bases 1 to 4164 code for a protein of 1387 amino acids. Gene Ontology annotation, biological process: DNA repair. Gene Ontology annotation, cellular component: Ino80 complex. Gene Ontology annotation, molecular function: ATP-dependent chromatin remodeler activity; ATP binding; histone binding.